Rhinocladiella mackenziei CBS 650.93 is the source of this 2043-nucleotide messenger RNA. RefSeq lists its product as uncharacterized. The record is from RefSeq and is a predicted model, not a curated record. NCBI's taxonomy places the organism in Eukaryota, Fungi, Ascomycota, Eurotiomycetes, Chaetothyriales, Herpotrichiellaceae. The transcript is spliced from 8 exons. Bases 1 to 2043 code for a protein of 680 amino acids.
AUGGCUACCACGACAAAUCCCCAGACCCCACGCUCCAGCAAGCUCAUUCAGUGGAUGGAAGACGACGUGCCCAUUAUCGACUCCCAAGAGAGUUUUUCCGAUGUCGUUUUCAAGCUGUCUGCUUACAUCUCCAAAGCUAUUGAUGCCGCGUACACGUACGAACAACUUCGCACCACCGUGGCCGGGCACACUCUUAAGCCAUUGAUCUCCAAUCUGAGUGAAGAAUGUCACCAUCCAGCUGUCGUUGCUGCGUUGUUGGCUGCGAGAUACCUCUUCACCAAUGCUGGGGAUGAUUCCGACAGCGUUCUGAAUGAAAGCAGGGCCCUUGCCUGUGAACUUGUCGCCUGGCAGUUCUUGACGUUCUUGUCGGAGAAGGAACUCAUCGACUAUCUUCUAUGUGAACUCCCUCAAUAUCCUGAUGGCAUACGUUCUCCACCCCACGAGUCUACUGCAAAUGGCAACGAUGACACUCUCGGCCCUGAUAUCUCGGGUGAGCAUUCGCCCCUCAUUCGUUCUCGCGCGAGCGAGUACGGCGGCCUUCGACCUCCCAAACGAGCGUGCGUUGGCAAUCUGGGAGGCACAUCCAGCAUUGUUCCAGACGAGUCACCAUCCAGCAAGGCCCGCAUCAACUUGGACGAGUCGAUGGCAGGAAUGAACGCCCUCGAGAUCGCGGCGAUUGGAGAUGCGAAGAAGUUUCUCUCCCAAAACCCCGUACAGAAGAUUGUCGAGGACAUCUGGAACGGGGACGUCAUUUUCUGGGAGUCCCUGUCCGUCCACGCCGUCAAGAAACCUCGCGUCUAUAACAAACGUGUCGCUGACCCCUUUACCCGGCUGAGGGUUCCCAAAUACCAGAAAGCUUUUCAAAUCGCCUUCUUCGUUUCCUUCCUCAUCCUAUACUACGCUGUCCUCGUUGAGCGGAACCCUCAACAUAUCACUGCCACUGAAGCCCUGUUGUAUGUUUGGAUUGCGGCUUUUGCAUAUGACGAGUUGGGCGAGAUCAAAGAUGCAGGCUUGAUGUUUUACCAGACGGACUUUUGGUCUCUUUGGGAUAUUGCCAUCAUUGGCGUCAGCGCCGCUUUUGUUGUCACGCGAAUUAUCGGCCUCAUCAAAGAUAGUCAUUAUAUCAUCGAUGUGGCGUUUGAUAUUUUGUCCAUGGUGGCGUUGUUUCUGGUUCCAAGAAUCUUCUCGGUUAUGAGCCUGAAUCCAUAUUUUGGAAGUUUGGUAGGGCUGAUUCCGGAAAAGACCAAAGCAUUUUGCAUGUUCUUGCCUGUCAUUGUUGUACUCUAUCUUGGUUUCUUGACUACUUUCACCAUGCUAGCCAGAGAUCGUAUGAGUCUCAAUGAGAUGUCGUGGCUUUUGAUCAAAGUCUUCUUCGGGUCGAGCUAUCUUGGAUUCGAUGUUGCAGUUAAAAUUUCUCCAUUGUUUGGAUACACGUUGAUGCUGAUUUUCGUCUGCUUGACCAACAUUCUCCUCAUCACAUCUCUUGUCUCGCUAGUGUCGAACUCACUGACAGAAGUCAUGGCCCAUGCUCGCGAGGAAUAUCUUUUCCAAUACUCCAUCUACGUUCUCGAAAGCAGUACUUCCCGUCGGUUGACCUAUUUCAUGCCUCCACUCAAUCUAUUCCCUCUGGCCUUGUUGCGACCUCUUCGGCUUUUCUUCCCUUCCGAGGAUGUUCGUCGCAUUCGGAUAUUUGUUCUCAAAGCUACCCACAUUCCUUUCGUGGCCCUGAUCUGGGCUUACGAGAAUUCGAGACGGAUGGUCUCUCGUGCUCAUCCGACAAUGUCCAAAGCUCCCCACUUGACCAGUCGUCCACUUAGUGCAGGCCGACUUAGUUUCGACGGUGCGCGAGAUUUUGUCAAGUCAUCAACGGCUAGACGAGCGCUUCACGAAACCUCCCCAACUGCCACCCCUGACAUGGGCGCCUCUACAGUGAAGUCUGCCUUGGGCAGUGCCGACAAUGCAGAGUUGCUUGCUCUUGUCCAGAAGUUGAGCACUCAGGUGGAUGGUUUGACCGCAAUGGUCGCUGGCCAGCAAAAAGAUUAA